Messenger RNA from Octodon degus (degu), 1866 nucleotides. RefSeq names its product solute carrier family 9 member A8 (gene Slc9a8). Gene Ontology annotation, molecular function: sodium:proton antiporter activity. Gene Ontology annotation, biological process: regulation of pH; sodium ion transport; proton transmembrane transport. The coding region runs from base 130 to 1857 and encodes 575 amino acids. The transcript is spliced from 16 exons. The record is from RefSeq and is a predicted model, not a curated record. Lineage: Eukaryota; Metazoa; Chordata; Mammalia; Rodentia; Octodontidae. Gene Ontology annotation, cellular component: Golgi apparatus; membrane.
UCGACGAGGCCCCGCCCCCACUCGCCGGCCCGCGUGCUCCUCCAGCGGAAGCCGGAAGCGACGUGGGCCGUGCUACCCCCACGGUCUGGAACUCGGUGGUCCUGGAGGCUACGCCGGAUUGGGGAGAAGAUGAAGGGAGAGUUUUCCAAUACAAGUCAUGAGAGUUUCAAUGCCACCCUCCACACCACCUUGGUUGUCACGACGAAACUCGUGCUCCCGACCCCUGCCAAGCCCAUCCUCCCUGUGCAGACAGGGGAGCAGGCUCAGCAGGAGGAGCAGUCCAGUGGCAUGACCAUUUUCUUCAGCCUCCUUGUUCUAGCUAUCUGCAUCAUCUUGGUGCAUUUACUCAUCAGAUACAGACUGCACUUCUUGCCAGAGAGCGUUGCUGUUGUUUCUCUGGGUAUUCUCAUGGGAGCAGUUAUAAAAAUUAUAGAGUCUCAAAAACUGGCAAACUGGAAGGAAGAAGAAAUGUUUCGUCCAAAUAUGUUUUUCCUCCUCUUGCUUCCGCCUAUCAUCUUUGAGUCCGGAUACUCCUUACACAAGGGUAACUUCUUUCAGAAUAUUGGCUCCAUCACCUUGUUUGCUGUAUUUGGUACUGCGAUCUCUGCUUUUGUAGUAGGUGGAGGAAUUUAUUUUCUGGGCCAGGCUGAUGUAAUCUCUAAACUCAACAUGACAGACAGUUUUGCGUUUGGCUCCCUAAUAUCUGCUGUCGACCCAGUGGCCACUAUCGCUAUUUUCAAUGCACUGCACGUGGACCCUGUGCUCAACAUGCUGGUCUUUGGAGAAAGUAUUCUCAACGAUGCAGUCUCCAUUGUCCUGACCAACACAGCUGAAGGUUUAACAAGAAAAAAUAUGUCAGAUGUCAGUGGGUGGCAAACAUUUUUACAAGCCCUUGGCUACUUCCUCAAGAUGUUCUUUGGCUCCGCAGCACUCGGAACUCUGACUGGCUUGAUUUCUGCACUAGUGUUAAAGCACAUUGACUUGAGGAAAACGCCUUCCUUGGAGUUCGGCAUGAUGAUCAUUUUUGCCUAUCUACCAUAUGGGCUCGCAGAAGGAAUCUCACUCUCAGGCAUCAUGGCCAUCCUGUUCUCGGGCAUCGUGAUGUCCCACUACACACACCACAACCUCUCCCCGGUCACCCAGAUCCUCAUGCAACAAACCCUCCGAACUGUGGCCUUCUUGUGCGAAACAUGUGUGUUUGCAUUUCUUGGCCUGUCCAUUUUUAGUUUCCCUCACAAGUUUGAAAUUUCCUUUGUCAUCUGGUGCAUAGUGCUCGUGCUGUUUGGCCGAGCAGUCAACAUUUUCCCUCUUUCCUACCUCCUGAAUUUCUUCCGGGAUCAUAAGAUCACACCCAAGAUGAUGUUCAUCAUGUGGUUCAGUGGCCUGCGGGGCGCCAUCCCCUACGCCCUGAGCCUGCAUCUUGACCUGGAGCCUAUGGAGAAGCGGCAGCUCAUCGGCACCACCACCAUCGUCAUUGUGCUCUUCACCAUCCUGCUGCUGGGCGGCAGCACCAUGCCCCUCAUCCGCCUCAUGGACAUUGAGGAUGCCAAGGCCCGGCGCAGGAACAAGAAGGACGUGAACCUCAGCAAGACGGAGAAGAUGGGCAACACCAUUGAGUCGGAGCACUUGUCGGAGCUCACCGAGGAGGAGUACGAAGCUCACUACAUCCGGCGGCAGGACCUCAAGGGCUUCAUGUGGCUGGACGCCAAGUACCUGAACCCCUUCUUCACACGGAGGCUCACACAGGAGGACCUCCACCAUGGACGCAUCCAGAUGAAGAGCCUGACGAACAAGUGGUACGAGGAGGUGCGCCAGGGCCCAUCGGGCUCUGAGGACGACGAGCAGGAGCUAUUCUGACGGAGACAC